Messenger RNA from Purpureocillium lilacinum, 258 nucleotides. NCBI's taxonomy places the organism in Eukaryota, Fungi, Ascomycota, Sordariomycetes, Hypocreales, Ophiocordycipitaceae. The record is from RefSeq and is a predicted model, not a curated record.
AUGUCUGGCCGCUCACCCGGGCGCGGCACCACAUACGUCAUGAUAAGCGCCCAGGUCAGUGAAUCCUGCUUUGCACGCGCCGACAGCAUAGCAUGGCGUGUAUGUGUGCCAAAGGCGCGUCUGCGCCGCACUGGCCUUGGGUGCCAAUUCUUUUGUUCAAGUGCAAUUGUUGUUCCUGAAAGACGUUGGAAUUUUGACAAGCGCUUUGUCGAUGCGAUUCCCGUCUCAGGCGCGAGGCUUUCGCAUGCUGGCGCGUGA